Messenger RNA from Scophthalmus maximus (turbot), 5012 nucleotides. Its product is annotated as xylosyltransferase 1-like. Bases 105 to 2894 code for a protein of 929 amino acids. The record is from RefSeq and is a predicted model, not a curated record. Gene Ontology annotation, biological process: heparan sulfate proteoglycan biosynthetic process; chondroitin sulfate proteoglycan biosynthetic process. Gene Ontology annotation, cellular component: membrane. NCBI's taxonomy places the organism in Eukaryota, Metazoa, Chordata, Actinopteri, Pleuronectiformes, Scophthalmidae. Gene Ontology annotation, molecular function: protein xylosyltransferase activity. The transcript has 10 exons.
GCGCAGGGGAGCGAUCACACCCCGCUGUCGGCGUUUAGCGGAUGGGGCUCUCAGCCUGAGCCGGAGGGAAGAGGAGGAGGAGGAGGAGGAGGAGGAGGAGAGAGAUGAACGGUCACCCGUGCGCCCGCAGGCUGGCCCGCCGCUCCCGGUCCGCGCUGCUGCUCGCCGCCCUGGCCGUGCUGCUCGUGCAGACCCUCAUCGUGUGGAACUUCAGCAGCCUGGACUCGAGCGGCGGCGGGGACGGCGGCGCCCGGAGCCGGGAGAAGAGAGACGACCGAGCCGCGGGGCUCAACGGAGCCGACGGGGGGGAGCACCGGCCGCGGAGGGGGCUGCAGAGGAAGGGCGACCCGCCGCUGGGGAGGGGGAAGGCGGCCGCUCGACACAAGCUGCAGCCGGACGUCUACCAUUCCCUCGGCCCCAAAGAGAAACUUCGCUCCGACAGCAACAACAACGAGAACUCUGUCCCCAAAGACUUUGACUCCAUCGACAGCAACAGUAACCUCGGAGCACGAUCCCAACGCCAGCGAGCGCCGGUCGCAAACGGAAAACUCAAGCUGGACAAGGCCCAAGUUCAGAGCGUGCUGGAAAAAUCUGCCAACGAGCUCCUCAAGGUCCCUCCGGUCCAACCGGGACCCGGUCACAACCGCACCCACCUCAACAAUCCCACCGUCGCGGCACCGCUCCAGGGGUCCGAUCGGGAUCCCCCUCUCUACCGGGCGAAGGCGGCGGCGGGCGGCGUGGAGCCGAAGAAGAAGGAGCGGUCGCGGUGCGAGGUCAGCGGGAAGGAAGCCAUCUCCGCUCUGUCCAGAGCCAAGAGCCGCGAGUGUCGGCAGCAGAUCGUGGAGGUCUACUGCCGACACAAGGAGCGAGCGCUGAUGCCCGAGAAGGUUCCUCGCUACUGCCCCAUCGAAGGUAAGGCUAACGUGAACGUACAGUGGGAUGAAGAGCCCUCGGGCGCCGCCCAGCAGCUCUCGCCCGCGCGGAUCGCUUUCGUCCUGGUCGUCCACGGCCGAGCGUCGCGUCAGUUCCAGCGUCUCUUCAAAGCCAUCUACCACGUCUCGCACUUCUACUACGUCCACGUGGACCAGAGGUCCGACUACCUCCACAGAGAGGUGCUGGCUCUGGCUGCCCUGUACCCAAACGUCCGGGUCACCCCUUGGCGCAUGGCCACCAUCUGGGGCGGGGCCAGCCUGCUGACCAUGUACCUGCGCAGCAUGGAGGACCUCCUCAAGAUGGCCGACUGGUCCUGGGACUUCUUCAUCAACCUGAGUGCUGCCGACUACCCCAUCAGGACCAAUGAGCAGCUGGUGGCCUUCCUGUCCAAGUACCGCAACAUGAACUUCAUCAAGUCUCACGGCCGAGACAACGCACGUUUCAUCCGUAAACAGGGUCUGGACCGACUCUUCCUGGAGUGCGACACCCACAUGUGGCGUCUCGGCGACCGCAAGAUCCCGGAGGGCGUCGCGGUGGACGGCGGCUCCGACUGGUUCCUGCUCAAUCGGCCCUUCGUGGAUUACGUGGUCAACUCCGGGGACGAGCUGGUCGGCAGCAUGAGGCGCUUCUACGCCCACACGCUGCUGCCGGCGGAGUCGUUCUUCCACACCGUGCUGGAGAACAGCGUCCACUGUGAGUCCAUGGUGGACAACAACCUGCGACUCACCAACUGGAACCGCAAGCUGGGCUGCAAGUGUCAGUACAAGCACAUCGUGGACUGGUGCGGCUGCUCGCCCAACGACUUCAAGCCCUCGGACCUGCCGCGCCUCCAGCAGGCGUCCCGGCCCACCUUCUUCGCCAGGAAGUUCGAGGCCAGCGUGAGCCAGGAGAUCAUCAGCCAGUUGGACUCCUUCCUGUUCGGAGCGCCGGCCCCGGGCACGCCGGGCCUCCAGGCCUACUGGGAGAACGUGUACGACGGGGAGACGGACGGGCCGGCCGGCCUGUCGGACUCGGCGCUCAGCCACUACCACGCCUUCGCUCGCAUGGGACUGUCCCGCGCUGCCGGCUCACUGCAAGGCCAUCCCACCGACGACAGCUGCAGGUACAUGGCCAUGAGCCACCCAGUGUCGGUCCACCUCUACUUCCUGUCAGACCAGUUCCAGGGCUACCUCGUGCGUCACGUGGCCACGAACCGAGCCUCCACCCAGCCGGAGACCCUGGAGACCUGGGUCACCGCCAGAGACCACUUCACCCUGGCCAGCCCCCCACACCCCACCAACAGGCUGCAGCACGUCCAGGUGGGGUCGGACUGGGAUCCGAAGGAGCGUCUCUUCCGGAACUGGGGGGGUCUGCUGGGGCCCCAGGACGAGCCGGUGGCCGUGCAGCGCUGGAGCCGGAGCCAGAGCAACCUGACGGCCACCGUGGUGUGGAUCGACCCCACCAACGUCAUCGCCGCCACGUACGACAUCCUGGUGGACGCCGCCGCCGAGGUCACCCACUACCGGCCGCCGCUCACCGCGCCGCUGAGGCCCGGCGUGUGGACCCUGAGGCUGCUGCACCACUGGAGCCCGCUGGGUCAGACCAGCUUCGUCGUGGCGCCGCUGGAGUUCCACAGACAGCAGCCCGUACGGCGAGACGACGGCCUGCGGCUUCACGGCGGUCCGGCUCGGAACUCCUACAUGGAGCAGAGCUUCCACGGCCUCAACCCGGUGCUGCGGCUGCCGGUGAGCCUCGGCGCCGUGGAGGAGGCGGAGGCCAACGCCGGCCUGACGGGGGCGCCGCUGCGCCACUGGCUGGACCGGCUGCUGGAGGGCCACUGGUCCGCCUCGGACGUCUGCUCCACGGGCCCCAGCGCCUGUCCCGUCAUGCAGCGGUGCCGCCUGACCGUCUGGAGCUCGGCGAGCCCCGACCCCAAGUCUGAGGCGUCUGCCACGCCCGGAGAGGACGGACGCAUCAGGUAGCAGAGGGACGGACGGACCGAGGGGCGGAGCGAGGGACACGAGGAACCAAUGAAGGAAGGCGUCGGGCUGAGGCGUCGUAUUUAUUUAUUUAAAGUUUGAACGAUGGCGAGAAGGAGGUGAAGGAAAAGGACGGAGGGAAGAUCAGAGGCAGCGAGGAGGAGAAGAGGAAGAGGAUUCUCCUCAGUCCUCGUUCUGUCUGCUGCUGGUGUGUGUGUGUGUGUGUGUGUGUGCGUGUGUGUGUGUGUGUGAGACCAUCACCACCUGACACUUGAAGACGUCUGCUAUGCUGGAAGAGAUUUCGCCUCCUGUUUCCUUUUACUUUUCCUUUAACUUCACAUAUUUAUCCGCUCGUUGCUAUAGAAACUGAUGUGACCGAGUCAUGUGACCGAGUCAUGUGACCGAGUCAUGACGUCAUGUGACUGAGUCAAAGCUGCAAUGUGAGUAAUUUAUUCAGAGGUUUAUAUUAAAAAAGUGAUUCGUUUUUUUAAAGUGACUAAUGAUUGAUAUGUUGAUGUUUUGUUCCUCAGGACGAACGUCGGACAGUUUUGUCUGAAUCUACUCACUGACCUCUGACCUUUGACCUAACUGAUCAUUUCAAUCACUUUACUGCCACGAGUUCAUUACGACCAGUGUAAGUGUUACUGUGUUACAGUGUUACAGUUUUACUACAGUGCAGCUACAUCCGCUAAACUAAGUUUAAAUUCUGAUUGGAUUUUGUUUCGGGGACGUCGACAUUUUUUUUUGUAACCAAAUACUGUAGUUUCUUUUGUGAUUCCAAAAAGCUUUGUAAUCACAAAUAAAUCGGCGACGUCUGAAGCAGAAGUGUUUAUUAUAGGAGAUCAAUAUGUUGAUGUGAUUCCUGGUCCGUGACGCGGAUCAACAAGUGGUCUGUGCAUGGCGUCUCUGUGGGCGUAUUUCAUUACCUCAGAAUUAAAGGGUUGGUUUAGCAUAAAGUUCUCAAACCUUCCCCCCAAAAACUAAACUUUAGUUUUAACACCGGAGCUGCUGAGAGGACGAGUCCAGACUCAACUAAAAUAUUAGCUUAGCAUAAGCAAACACGUAUGUUGUUAUUCAUAUUUCCAAAAAUGUAAUAGUGUCAAAAUAUAAUUCUAGAUGUGUUAAAAAGGCCUUUUUUAUAAAGUGGUGCAAUUCGUCCUCGAUCCUGUUGUUCGUCACGAUAAAAAGCUCAUAUUUAAUAUUUUGGGGGAAUAAAUGAUUCCAGAAAGUGUCGUUACAUUAUAAAUUAAUAAUAAUACUGGGACCAAAAACCUGGAGACGAAGCUGCUCUGUGACAGUCGGCACUUAAAGGACACGAGUCACAUUUCUUAUUAUAUUUUAUAUAAUUUAUUAUUUGACAUGACGGACGUGUGGGGCAGAUGUUACCAGAUGUUUGUGUUGUUACCAGGCAGAGUACGUUACUGUCACUGCAUCAAAAGAACACAUUUAGUUUAAAUAAAUUUAAUAAAUGUUUUCUAACAUUUAGUCCAGUGAUGAGAUUUAAUUUUUACAGUAUUUUUACAUCGUCAUUUUAACAGUGUCAAAAAAUGUCCUACAAUUUUUAAAAAGAGACAAAUUCAGCUUUUAUUUAUUUCUGUUUUCUCAAGGAAAAUAGUUUUAACUUUUAAAUUAAGAGCCAGUAAAUAUGUCCAACAUGUAUUUUUUCAUAUGACGAGUGAAUCUGUAAAUCAGUAUUUUGUAAAAUUCCUAACGGACGAUUGUACAGUUGUAAGUAAAUGACUCGACGUCACGUGAUGGUUUGUACGAGGAUGUGAAAAUGUUCCGAUAACGUUGUCAGAUUCUGGAGGAAAUCCAGACGAGAUGUUUUGGUCUUGUCAUAUUUUUAUUUUUGCCCUUUGUUUAUUUUUUGUGAGUUUCAGGUUUUUGUUUCCUCGGUGCCAACUCUUUCUUCCCCUUGCUCCUCUUCAUCGUUUCUCUCUCUGGGGCUCUCGUCUUGUGCCUUAGCUGUUUCUCCUGUUAUAGAAAAUCCUCAACGUCAAAACUGUCUCAAAUGUUUAGAAAAAAAAGGAAAAAAGACAAAGGACCUGUUGUGAUGCCUUAUGAAUGACCUUCGUGGUUUUUGAAGUACAAUUUUGGAAAAUAAAACAGAAUCUCCCUUUA